Hemiscyllium ocellatum (epaulette shark) is the source of this 1410-nucleotide messenger RNA. RefSeq lists its product as uncharacterized. The transcript has 6 exons. Gene Ontology annotation, molecular function: GTPase activity; GTP binding. NCBI's taxonomy places the organism in Eukaryota, Metazoa, Chordata, Chondrichthyes, Orectolobiformes, Hemiscylliidae. Bases 349 to 966 code for a protein of 205 amino acids. Gene Ontology annotation, cellular component: phagocytic vesicle; late endosome; lysosome. Gene Ontology annotation, biological process: phagosome-lysosome fusion; endosome to lysosome transport. The record is from RefSeq and is a predicted model, not a curated record.
GAAGUUGCACACUUUGAGAGAAUGUGUGAGGUUAGUUCUGCUCCCUGUCCCAGGGAAUGGGGCCAGGUCCCACCCUGGAGGGAGCCACCUCUGUCCCUGCCUUCCCAUUGCUGGGAGACAACUGAUCUUCAGGACCAGAGCCUCAGGCAGCCUCCAGCAACAAACCGAAAGCACCUCCCAGAGGCUGGUGAUAAACUCCGAGCUGGGAGGGAAACAAGGAAGUCGCAAAAAUUCCCUGAAAACUUGGCCACUUCGGAUUGAAGUUGGGGCUUUUAAAGGCGAGAAGGUUGUAUUUGUCCCUGAGGCAGGGUGGGUAAGAACUCCGAUUCCACAACAUCCAAUGGGAAAAUGGCGAAGACGGUUCACCUGAAGGUCGUCCUUCUAGGCGAUUCUGGGGUGGGGAAAUCGUCCCUCAUGAACCAAUAUGUGAAUAAGCGUUAUACCAAUCAGUACAAGGCCACUAUUGGAGCAGAUUUCCUCAGCCACUUCAUCAGCGUCGACGGUAAAAAUGUCUGCGUCCAGCUCUGGGACACAGCCGGCACCGAGCGUUUCCACUCACUGGGCUCAGUGCUGUACAGAGCCGCGGAUUGCUGCAUCCUGGUGUUCGACGUGACCUCAGGGGCUUCCUUCAAGGCGCUGGACAGUUGGCGGAAGGAGUUCCUGCUCCAGGCUGAUCCCAGGGACCCAGACAGCUUCCCGUUCCUCGUCAUCGGGAACAAGACUGACCUAAGGAGCAGCAGCAGCGAGGUCGUCUCAAAGCGGGCGGAGGAUUGGUGCAGUGCCCACCAUCUAAAGUACAUCGAGACCAGUGCCAAGGAAGCCCUGAAUGUGGAGGCGGCGUUCCGAGAUGGCGUAAGGCUCGCGUUGAAGCGGCUGAGAAGCGAGGACCAGACCUCAGACAAAUUUGACCAGAUUCAGUUGACGCCAGAUGAAGACAGAGGGCAGAGUACGUGUGCUUGCGGCUGAACCCAAGGCAGCUCUGCUUCCCGGACCUGUCUGCCUUCGCUGGCGUGUGGACUCAGCUGUGCUCCCUCGCCUCACCUCUGACUCCCCUCCUCCACCUCGGUCCUUCCUCCCUCGCAGGCGUGGCUUCAGUCUCCGGGCAGAACCCUAACGCUCGGCCCCCCCCUCCUCCGCUGACGGUAUGCCCCUGCGCUUCGGCCGUCCCAUUUUCAACCCAGUGCUUCACCUCCCGUCUUCGCCUGUUCACUGUCCCCUCACGGUAGUCGCUGGGAUCCGCUCAUUCAUUUCAAUAAUUGCUCGCUUAAAGACUAACUAGAAUGGAGAACACUAAAACAAUAACAGCUGUUAGGCCGGAGGUCCGCAGGCGAUAUUCUGGGGACCCAGGUUCGAACCCCACCUUGGCAGGUGGUUGGAAUGUGAAUUCAAUAAAAAGAAUCUGAAAUUAAA